Cannabis sativa is the source of this 3302-nucleotide messenger RNA. RefSeq names its product wings apart-like protein 1. Gene Ontology annotation, biological process: regulation of chromosome condensation. NCBI's taxonomy places the organism in Eukaryota, Viridiplantae, Streptophyta, Magnoliopsida, Rosales, Cannabaceae. The transcript has 13 exons. The coding region runs from base 298 to 2964 and encodes 888 amino acids. The record is from RefSeq and is a predicted model, not a curated record.
GUAAUUUUACACCCAAAAAAAAAAAAAAACUAAAAACAGGUUUCGAAAAUCAAAACUCAAAAAUCCAAAAUCAAAUCAAAGCUCUCAACUCAGCUUCGAACACCAAACUCUCUCUCUCUUCUUCUCCAUUCAAAUUUGUGAUUUUUUCUAGAGAGAGAGAGAAAUCUCAGUAGAAUUUGUGAUUCAAAUCCUCAAAUUUCACUCUAUUUGCAAAAAAGCCCCUUUUUUUAGGGUCUGAAUCCCCAAUUUGGGGAAAUCGCCGCCGUAUCUCGGCCGUUGCCGCCGUUACCGUUAACCAUGAUCGUUAGAACUUACGGCCGUCGAAAUCGAGGCAUUUCCAGAACCUAUUCAGACGGAUUAAACGACGCCGUUAACGACGAAGAAGGAGAAGAAGACCCUUUCAGUUUUAGGGAUUCUUUGUCUCAAUCUCAAGAAGGAGAAGAAAACCCUUCUCUUCUUCGUUCUCAAUCUCAGGAAGAUCAUCUCUUUAGUGGUGUUGGUGGUGGUAGUAUACCCUUUUCUUCGCAGGAUUCUUGGUCUGCUUCUGCUUUCGAUUUCGAUUUCGAUUCGUCUCAGGGUAAUGGAAAACCUAAGAGGGUUAGGGUUGAGAAGAAGGAAUUAAUUGAGGAGACUCAGGAGAAGAGUUUUCGGCCUUGUAUUCCGGCGGCGACUUCGACUUUGAUGGAGGCUCAGGAGUUUGGGGAGAUGAUGGAACAUGUUGAUGAGGUUAAUUUUGCUCUUGAUGGGCUUAGGAAGAAUCAACCUGUGAGGAUUAGGAGGGCGAGUUUGAUGUCUUUGUUGUCUAUUUGUGGUACGGCUUAUCAGAGAAGGCUUCUGAGAACUCAAGGGAUGGCGAAGACGAUUGUUGAUGCCGUUUUGGGCCUUAACCUUGAUGAUUCAGCAAGCAAUUUAGCUGCUGCUUGUCUACUUUAUGUCUUGACAAGUGAUGGUCAAGAUGAGCACCUUUUGGAAUCACCCAGUUGCAUUAGAUUUCUAAUUAGGUUGUUGAAACCAAUAGUGUCUACUGCUACUGAAGAAAAACUUCCAAAAAUUGGUAGUAAGCUUCUAGCAUUACGCACCGACAUUUUGCAAAACACCAAGAAAAAAUUAGACUCCAGUUCUGCUGCACUUUUUUCCAAAGUUCGUGAAAUUCUUGUGAGUUGCAAGGAGAUAAAAUCGAGUGAUAGUGAUAAGGAUGAUAGUAGCAUGGAAAAGCCAGACUUAUGUCCAAAAUGGAUAGCUUUGCUGACCAUGGAGAAGUCAUGUUUAUCUACCAUAUCUCUUGAAGAAACCACUGGGACAGUAAGGAAAACUGGGGGCAACUUUAAGGAAAAAAUGCGAGAGCUUGGAGGACUUGAUGCUGUCUUUGAGGUUGCCAUGACUUGUCAUUCCGAUAUGGAGAGUUGGAUGGAAGAUGGCUUACCAUCUACUCAGGAUGUAAAACUCGAAAUAGAUAUGCAAAGCUUAUCCUUGCUUUUGAAAUGCUUGAAGAUCAUGGAGAAUGCAACAUUCUUAAGCAGUGAAAAUCAGCACCAUUUACUUAGGAUGAAACGCAACAUACCUUCAUCGGGGAGCCCCCUGUCGUUUACACAGCUUGUUAUGAGUGUCAUUAAGAUUCUAUCAGAUCUUUAUUUACUCAAAACUUCUGCUGUGGCUUCAACUAAAGAAAAGUUUGCUUCAAUUACCGGCUCUAAAGGGAAUGACGAUGUGGAUUUAUUUUUUGAUCCCAUUAAAAGCAGCCCAGAGAAGAUUUUCUCUGACAAAAGCUUCAAUAUAAGUCGGGGUAAUCAAUUUUUGUCCUCUUCACGGUUGGAUUGUUCUAAUUCUGAAACUACGAGCACCUCAAUGAAUGAUUCCUGUUCAGUAAGGACAAGACUUAAAUCUUCUUCAUCCAGCUCAUGCAGUGGAACAUCUAGGAGUUUACUUGGUAUGCAUAAACUUAAGAAUGGUUCUAGAAAAAAUCUUGGUAUCGUCCAAGGAUUGUAUAAUAAUGAAGAUAUAAAAUCUGAACUUUUGGAGGAGGACCAAGAUCCUUUUGCAUUUGACGAAGACGACUUUGGACCAUCUAAGUGGGAAGCACUAUAUGGAAAGCCAACUACAUCUCGUACUAAAAAAAGUGGGGAACUGAGCAGAGAAAGAGAACUUGUUGAGGAUUGUGUGGCUCAAAUAAUAAUGAGUCAACAGGAAUCAAUUAAUCGAGAAGCUAAUCAUUCGCAAGAAGCUUCCUGCUCUUCUGCUAUCAGUGAAGAGUCCAUUCUCUUAGCGGACUGUCUUCUUACUGCUGUGAAAGUUCUAAUGAACUUGACAAAUGACAAUCCUGUUGGCUGUCAGCAAAUUGCUGCCUGUGGAGGACUCGAGAUAAUGUGCUCCUUGAUUGCUGGCCACUUCCCUUCAUUUAGCUCGUCUUCAUCUCUUUCCAAGGAGAUAAAAACGAAUGGUUCACCUGUUGAUGUUGAUAAUCGUUUAAGUGAUCAAGAACUAGAUUUUCUUGUUGCUAUUUUGGGCCUUCUCGUGAACUUGGUAGAGAAGGACGGUCAAAACAGAUCACGGCUUGCAUCAGCCAGUGUACAAUUGCAUAAAUCAGAAGGUUUUAAAGAGCUGACUAGCAAGGAUGUAAUUCCUCUACUCUGCUCCAUCUUUUUGGCCAACCAAGGAGCAGGCGAGGUGGCCCAGGAAGAGAAAUGUUUGCAAGAGAAUGACGAGGUUGAAGCAGCACUGGUGCAAGGAGAAAAAGAAGCCGAAAAAAUGAUAGUUGAAGCUUAUGCAGCAUUGCUUCUAGCAUUCCUAUCUACAGAAAGUAAGAGCAUACGGGACUCUAUAGCCGACUGUCUCCCGGAUCACAACUUGUCGAUUGUUGUCCCUGUUCUCGACAGAUUUGUGGCAUUCCAUUUGUCAUUAAACAUGAUAUCCCCGGAGACUCAUAAAGCAGUGAGCGAAGUAAUCGAAUCGUGUAGGAUACCCUGAGAAAACUUCUUGAGAUUCUGUACAGACUCUUACCCUUCAUAUUCCCGAAUACAACUCUUUCGUUGUUACGAGAAACGACCACCAGAGAUUUGGGUCUGUUGCAUCAUAAUUCGUAUAAGAUUUGACCAAUCCUGUGUUAAUUACAGUCUAGUUGACAUGUGUUCCCUCUUCUUCUUCUUCUCUUUAUAAUUUUUGUAUCUUUUUCUAUUUCAUUCUUUUGUAGGGUCUUUUUUUUGGGGGGGUUUCUCACCAAUUUGAUGAGGAAGGAGAUAUUAUUGUAUACAAAAAUGAUAGCAUAAAAAAAAGCCAAUGCAAAAUGUAAUUUGUGUUUGUAUUAA